Synchiropus splendidus (mandarinfish) is the source of this 2076-nucleotide messenger RNA. RefSeq names its product SNW domain containing 1 (gene snw1). Bases 54 to 1664 code for a protein of 536 amino acids. Gene Ontology annotation, biological process: mRNA splicing, via spliceosome. The transcript is spliced from 14 exons. The record is from RefSeq and is a predicted model, not a curated record. Gene Ontology annotation, cellular component: spliceosomal complex. NCBI's taxonomy places the organism in Eukaryota, Metazoa, Chordata, Actinopteri, Syngnathiformes, Callionymidae.
GUUGCUCCUAUCAGCGCGCAUGCUCAGUUCAUUGCUAAGGAAGAAAGAGCAAGAUGUCGCUAGCGAGCUUUCUACCGGCGCCAAUCCAGCUGUCCCAGGACCAGCUGGAGGCAGAGGAGAGACUUCGGGCCCAGAGGUCGUAUUCUACUGCCCUUGUGUCCACACGGAGAGAGCCACCUCCUUACGGGCACAGGCACGGCUGGGUGCCCCGAGCUGUCGAGGACUUUGGAGAUGGCGGUGCUUUCCCUGAGAUCCAUGUUGCCCAGUUCCCUCUGGAGAUGGGAAGAGCGAAGAAGACUUCCAAUGCCCUGGCAGUGCAGGUUGAUGCGGAAGGCAAAAUUAAGUAUGAUGCUAUUGCCAAACAAGGACAGAACAAAGACAAGGUCGUCUUCAGCAAGUACACAGAUCUUCUUCCGAAAGAAGUUAUGAAUGAGGAUACCGCGGAACUGCAGAAGCCAGACGAGGAAGCCAUACAAGAGCUCACAGAGAAAACACGUGAAGCUCUGAACAAGCAAGUGUCCCAAAAGAUUGCUGCUGCCAUGCCUGUGAGAGCAGCAGACAAACAGGCUCCAGCACAGUACAUCAGAUACACACCAUCGCAGCAGGGAGUUGCCUUCAACUCAGGGGCUAAACAGAGAGUCAUCCGCAUGGUGGAAAUGCAAAAGGACCCCAUGGAGCCUCCUCGUUUCAAGAUCAACAAAAAGAUUCCUCGAGGACCCCCCUCCCCUCCGGCCCCUGUCAUGCACUCUCCUAGCAGAAAGAUGACGGUAAAGGAGCAGCAGGAGUGGAGAAUUCCUCCAUGCAUUUCCAACUGGAAGAACGCAAAGGGCUACACAAUCCCACUAGACAAACGUCUGGCUGCGGACGGCCGCGGCCUUCAAACGGUUCACAUCAAUGAAAACUUUGCCAAGCUCGCAGAAGCUCUAUACAUCGCCGACAGAAAGGCCAGAGAGGCCGUCGAGAUGAGAGCCCAGGUGGAGAAGAAGAUGGCCCAGAAGGAGAAGGAAAAGAAGGAGGAGAAACUCAGGGAGUUGGCUCAGAUGGCCCGAGAUCGCAGAGCAGGAAUUAAGAGCCAUGGGGAUAAAGGUGGCGAUGACGGCGAGGCCAGAGAGCGUGAUGAGAUCCGACAGGACAGGAGGAAAGAGAGACAGCAUGACAGGAACAUCUCUCGAGCAGCUCCCGAUAAGAGGUCGAAGCUGCAGAGGGACCAGAACCGAGAUAUUAGCGAACUCAUUGCCCUGGGGAUGCCCAACCCUCGAACCACCAACGAGGCCCAGUAUGACCAGCGUCUCUUCAACCAGAGCCAGGGUAUGGACAGUGGCUUCAAUGCCGGUGAGGAUGAGUCCUACAAUGUGUACGACAAGCCCUUCCGCCCUGGAAGAGACAUGGCAGCAAACAUCUACCGGCCCAGCAGAGGCAUCGACAAAGAUGCCUAUGCAGAUGAUUUCGACACACUUGUGCAGAACAACAGGUUUGUUCCAGACAAGGAGUUUUCAGGCGGCGACCACGGGCAGAGGCGUGACGGACCCGUGCAGUUUGAAGAAGAUCCCUUCGGUCUGGACAAGUUCUUGGAGGAAGCCAAGCUGCACGGCGGCUCCAAGCGGCCGUCCACGAGUGGCCGCUCAAAAGACGACUACCAUGACAAGAAGCGCAGGAAGGAGUAAAGGCUCCAGGGUGCCGCUCAUGACCGGAGCUGCUCGCACCAUUUCAGAAGGCAGAAGAGUCGAACGGCUGAUCGUGCAGAUGUGUUCCUCAUUACCUUUGUCGUUCUGGUGUAAGAUGAGCCAUUCCUUUUGAGAUCUGACUCCACAAUCUGAAGGUCUCAUCUAAUAUAUCUGUACAUUUGUUAUAAUUUUCUGAGAAUGUUUUGGGUUUUAGUUGUUUUUUUAACCUAUAUACCAUACAGUUAAACUCUUUCUUCCAUGUUUGACUUUCUCUUCAUUUGCUUGUGUUUAUAAAGCCCUAGUGUUUUGUUUAGUUGUGGCCACUAAUGGCAGAUUUGUACAGUGUAAACCCAUGAACAUGUUAACAGGCUUUGUAAACCCAAGUAUAGCCCAUGAAAUAAAUUUUUCUGAA